Cajanus cajan (pigeon pea) is the source of this 1738-nucleotide messenger RNA. Its product is annotated as miraculin. Gene Ontology annotation, molecular function: endopeptidase inhibitor activity. Lineage: Eukaryota; Viridiplantae; Streptophyta; Magnoliopsida; Fabales; Fabaceae. The record is from RefSeq and is a predicted model, not a curated record.
CGGAUGUAUACCUGUGUCCUUCUACAUCAAAAAUUGUUGAAAGAUUACAAAAGGUGAUCGUACGUUAAACAGAAUUAGACUUACGGCAGAAAUUAUUGAAAUAAUAGCAGAAAAGGUUAAGUUUGCCCAUUUUAAAAGAAGGUUUCUUAUAUACCGAUGAAAAUAUGGGUCCAACUGUAUUACUAUUGUGCAAAUCAAUGACCUUUUCCGUGUUUAUGAUUAUCCUGAAUCCCAUAGAUAAAAUCCCUCCUAGCAACCUAUAAAUUGAUGCAAACCUCCCACAAACUCCAUCCAUCAGUAACCAAAACACAAAUUACUCAAAUCAAAUCAACACAAAACAAUGAAGACCACACUCUUAGCAUUUGUUCUUCUCUUUGCCUUGAGCUCACGACCACUCCUUGGAUCAGCUGAAGCUUCACCUGACCAAGUGGUAGACACAUCAGGCAAGGUGCUCCGGGUUGGUGUCAACUACAAAAUUCUUCUGUCCAUGCCCUACACUACUUGUAGAAGUCCACAAGGCCUUGGCCUCUCAUCAAAGAUUGGUAAAUCAUCAUGCCCUCUUGAUGUUGUGGUUGUGGAUAGAUAUCAUGGCUUGCCACUAAGGUUUAUACCUAUUAACCCCAAAAAAGGUGUUAUUCGUGUCUCUACUAACCUCAACAUCAUCAUGUUCCCUCCUAAUGUGAGUUGCCCUCACCAUUCCACAGUGUGGAAGAUUGACAUUUCUAAUGUUUCUAAGGGACAGUGGUUUGUGACUACUGGUGGUGUUGUGGGAAAACCGGGUAGGGAAACCAUUGGCAAUUGGUUCAAGAUUGAGAAGUAUGAUGGUGCUUAUAAACUAGUAUAUUGUCCCAGUAUGUGCCCUUCUUGCAAGAAUGAUCAGUGUAAGAAUGUUGGGAUGUUUGUGGAUCAUAAGGGAAACCAGCGUUUGGCUCUAAGUGAUGCUCCCUUCCAAGUUAAAUUCCUUAAGGCCUAACCAAUGCAUGCUCCUCUGGUUGUGCACAGACAACUAUGAAUAUUUUAGUAUAUUUCCUAAUGAUGUGUUCAUUCAAAGGGUUGAUAUAUUUAUUAUCAGGAUUUCCUAAUGAUGGAUUUCCUUGUUAAGAAAAUAAAUAAGUAAUUGAAUAAAAUAAACAAAUGUUUUCUUGUAUGAUGUAUUUGAAUUUCAUGUCUCGCUAGCUAUAGUAGGUAUAUGAUCAUCGAAAAACAGAAUAAACAUAUCUUUCGUGCAAGAGCUUACAAAUGAAAUUUAUUUUAGACAUAUAGGACUUACAAAAUUAUCAGUAGGAACUUGAACCAAAAUCAGAGAAUCACGACAAUCAAUGGAUACUACGGAGCAAUUCUGCUCUAGAAUGAACCAGUAACUGGGUGUUGAAUAUUCAUCAUUUGAGAUAGUGCUAGUUAUAUCUAAAAUUAUCAGUAGGAACUUGAACUAAAAAGCAAAGAGAUAUCUUUAUGAUUAUGUCCCAAGUUCACUAGUCACCACCUCCUCUGGUGACUGGUGGAAGUAGAUUCUACCCAUCACAAAAUUAUAGAAAUUAAUGAUCUUGAACCUGUGAGCAAGACCUCUUCAUUCUAACUCCACUCAAGCUACUCCUAGACUCCAUCAUUGUAAUGAGGGAGAGCCACUUCCUUGGACCUGGUUCUGGCCUUUGCUUUGGAGCACUAUGAGACGUCAAUUUGGCCUUAAAAAGACUGAGUACUGAGGAAGAAGUUAUUGGUACACACAAUAUUUGGUGUC